Molecule: messenger RNA, 2599 nt
Organism: Closterium sp. NIES-67
Lineage: Eukaryota; Viridiplantae; Streptophyta; Zygnematophyceae; Desmidiales; Closteriaceae
Source: the annotation of a GenBank genome assembly
UUGCCUAGUAAAUAUACAGGUUAAAUUCCUAACUUUCACUUAUUUAUGUAUUGGUCCAUUAAGCACCUUAAAUGUGUGUCAUAAUAUAUUUAGGAGUCUGUCCUGGGUCACUUCUGUAUCAUAGUUGUUCUAGUUACAGACUUAAUAAAGUGGGUAGCAAUUCUAAAAUAUUACCCUCUCAGAAGCUGAUUCAUGAUUUUGGGCAGGUGUUUCCUUUGUCUCGUCUGAAGAGAGGAGAAUCUCAAUGACUAUUCGUUCACCGGAACCAGAAGUCAAGAUUGUGGUAGACAAUGAUCCUGUAAAAACCUCUUUUGAAAAAUGGGCUAAGCCAGGUCAUUUCUCUCGUGCGUUAGCAAAAGGUCCUACUACAACCACUUGGAUUUGGAACCUGCAUGCUGAUGUUCACGAUUUUGAUAGCCACACUAGUGAUCUAGAAGAAAUUUCUCGUAAGGUUUUUAGUGCACACUUUGGUCAAUUAGCUGUCAUAUUCAUUUGGUUAAGCGGAAUGUAUUUUCAUGGUGCACGCUUUUCCAAUUAUGAAGCAUGGUUAAGUGAUCCAACCCACAUCAAACCUAGUGCUCAAGUUGUUUGGCCAAUUGUAGGUCAAGAAAUUUUGAACGGCGACGUAGGUGGUGGAUUCCAGGGAGUUCAAAUUACCUCUGGUUUAUUCCAAAUGUGGCGUUCUUCUGGAAUCACUACUGAACUAGAGUUAUAUUCCACUGCAAUUGGUGGUUUAUUAAUGGCAGGCUUAAUGUUUAUCGCUGGUUGGUUCCAUUAUCAUAAAGCUGCACCUAAAUUGGCUUGGUUCCAAGAUGCAGAAUCUAUGAUGAACCACCAUUUAGGCGGUCUAAUAGGCUUAGGAUCUUUGGGUUGGGCUGGACACCAAAUUCAUGUAUCUUUGCCUAUCAACCAAUUGUUAGAUGCAGGAGUUGACCCUAAAGAAAUUCCUUUGCCUCACGAAUUUAUAUUUAACAGAGACUUAUUAGCUCAGUUAUAUCCUAGCUUUGCGAAAGGUGUAACUCCUUUCUUUACCUUAAACUGGGCAGAGUAUUCUGAUUUCUUAACUUUCCGUGGCGGUCUAAAUCCAGUUACAGGAGGUUUAUGGUUAACUGAUACAGUUCACCACCACGUAGCAAUUGCAGUCCUUUUCCUAGUAGCAGGACAUAUGUAUAGAACUAACUGGGGAAUUGGUCAUAGCAUGAAAGAAAUGUUAGAAGCUCACAAAGGGCCUAUGACUGGUGAAGGUCACAAAGGACUUUAUGAAAUUUUGACCACUUCUUGGCAUGCUCAAUUAGCAUUAAACUUAGCUACUUUUGGAUCUUUAACAAUUAUCAUAGCACAUCAUAUGUAUGCUAUGCCUCCUUACCCAUAUUUAGCAACUGAUUAUGGUACUCAGUUAUCCUUAUUCACACACCACAUGUGGAUUGGUGGAUUCUGCGUUGUAGGGGCUGGUGCUCAUGCAGCUAUCUAUUUGGUAAGAGAUUACGAUCCAACUACUCAGUAUAACAAUCUAUUAGAUCGUGUUCUACGUCAUAGAGAUGCAAUUAUUUCUCAUCUUAACUGGGUAUGUAUCUUCCUAGGAUUCCAUAGUUUUGGUUUGUAUAUUCAUAACGAUACUAUGAGUGCCUUAGGUCGUCCUCAAGAUAUGUUCUCUGACACAGCUAUUCAACUUCAGCCUGUGUUUGCUCAAUGGGUUCAAAAUACUAACGCUGCAGCACCUGGUUUCACAGCACCUAAUGCAGCUGCCGCUAGCAGUAUCACUUGGGGUGGUAGUGAAUUAGUAGCAGUAGGUGGGAAAGUAGCAAUGUCUCCUAUUCCAUUAGGAACAGCUGAUUUCCUAGUGCACCAUAUUCAUGCAUUUACUAUUCACGUUACUGUUUUGAUUCUUUUGAAGGGUGUAUUAUUUGCUCGUAGUUCUCGACUAAUCCCAGAUAAAGCUAAUUUAGGCUUCCGCUUCCCUUGUGAUGGUCCAGGACGUGGUGGUACUUGCCAAGUUUCUGCUUGGGACCAUGUAUUCUUGGGUCUAUUCUGGAUGUAUAACUCUAUUUCUGUAGUAAUUUUCCAUUUUAGUUGGAAGAUGCAAUCAGAUGUAUGGGGAACUGUAAAUGCUCAAGGAGUAUCUCAUAUUACUGGAGGGAACUUUGCUCAAAGUGCAACUACCAUUAAUGGAUGGUUGCGUGAUUUCUUAUGGGCACAAGCAUCUCAAGUAAUUCAAUCUUAUGGAUCUGCUUUAUCUGCAUAUGGUUUAGUUUUCUUAGGUGCUCACUUCGUAUGGGCAUUUAGCUUGAUGUUCUUGUUUAGUGGCCGUGGUUAUUGGCAAGAACUAAUUGAAUCCAUUCUAUGGGCUCAUAAUAAGCUUAAAGUUGCUCCUGCUAUCCAGCCUCGAGCUCUUAGUAUUACUCAAGGGCGUGCUGUAGGAGUAGCUCAUUACCUUCUGGGUGGGAUUGCCACAACAUGGGCAUUCUUCCUAGCAAGAAUUAUUUCAGUAGGAUAAUGGCUAGGAGGGUUUUAAAGCAUUAUGGCAUCAAGAUUUCCAAAAUUUAGCCAGGGCCUAUCCCAAGACCCAACCACUCGCCGUAUUUGGUUUGGAAUUGCUACU